AUGACGAAUCAAGAAAAUCAUGGUGUUAUGGCCCCUAGAGGCAGGAAUCUCGAAGCGGAAUUGUUGCGAUCAUUGUUGGCCAAACCGGAACAUUUUUACGGCAAGGCUGAUGAGGAUCCUAUGGGUUGGCUAAGGAGCAUCAAAAGACUACGUCGUGGUGGCAUCUCAGAUAGCAGCAUUCUUCUUGUGGCUGGUUCCCACUUGAAAGGAUCAGCAGGCGAUUGGUGGGCCGAACAUGAAGAUGAUGCCAGUACAUGGGAGGUGUUCGAGGAGAAGUUUACGGAGAGAUAUGCAAGCAAGUCGAUCAAGAGAGAUUGGUGGCGACGUUUGGAGUCUCGCAAGCAAAAGGAUGGUGAAAGUGUGGCCGAGUUGGUUGAAGCACAGCAAGCAUUGUUUCAACGUUUGGCAUUAAAGGAUGAAAGGAUGAAGAUUGAUCUUUUAUGCAAGGCACUCAAGGAUGAUGUUGGUUUUGAGGUUGAAAGAGAGGAGCCGGAGACGUAUGCUGAAGCUGUGGAUGCUGCAAAGAAAGAAGAGUCGUUACGUAUCAAGUACAAGCGUGCUCCUGAAGUUGGUGGUGGAUCUUCAAAAAGCACAAGCAGUGGCAAGAGUACAGUGGUGAUGGCAGCAUCUGAUCGUGGUUCCGAAGUUGGCAGCAUUAGCAGUUUCGAUAAGGCCUUAAAUGAGAUGAAUGACAAGUUCAAUCGUUUGGAGAUUAAUCUCAUGGAAAGGCUGAAUCGACAUGUUGGCAACGGCAAUCGUGGUGGCUAUGGAUACGGUGGCGGAUAUUCAUUGACAUGUUACAACUGUGGGCAAGUUGGUCACAAGGCUUAUCAGUGUAAUGAACGUAUGCAAGAGGCGGGAAAAGUCAAGGGGCAGCAGUCAACAGCAUCGGGUGAAGCAUCAGCGCCACUGAAGAAGAGAAGCAAGAGAAGGGUUGUGGAUGAUGAAUCGAACGCUAUUACUUUGCCUAUUGCUCCGAACCAAGUUUCUCAAAGUACGACCAAGGAUGUGACCAUGCAAGAUGUGAAGAAGAGGACAAGGAAGCCGGCUAGGCGAUUGGAGGUGGAUACCAACAAGCAGAACAUUUGGGACGCUUUGGGGAAUGCACAAGUCAACAUGUCGUUUAAGGAUUGGUUAGCCAUUGACAAGCAAGCAGCGAAGGAUUUGUGUGAUGGCAUUCGUUUUAUUCAUGGACGCAAACCCCGCAAAACCACUACCAAUCUACCGUUGUCUACCCAAGUGAAUGCCGUGAACCUUGUUGGAUCCGAUGGCGAAGAGAGUGAGGUUGAGGAUGAAAAAGAAGAGGAAUGGGAGGUGGAUGAUGAAAAAGAAGAGGAAUGGGAGGAUGAGUUGGAUGGAGACGAUGAAGGAAGUGCCUCUGAAUCGUACCUGUUUGAUUCCGAAUUCGAAGAUGAUGACGCUGAUGGAUAUCUCUCUGAUGGCUCAAUUACUCAAUAUCCCUACAAUCCUGAAUCCAUGGGUACUGCAAGGCCGUUUGCCGUCAAGGUGCAUAUCAAUGGUGAACCGGUGGAGGCCAUAGCGGAUACAGGAGCUUCAGUGUCAGUCAUAAGCAAACCACUUGCAAGGCGUUUGGAUCUACCAAUCAACAAGGAUCUUAUGUCAAUACAACAGCUGGAUGAGAGAGACACAAAACCCAAUGGUGUAUGUGUGAAUGUACCUGUUUCGAUUGGCGGCAAGUUGCGACGUGAGCAUUGUACGGUGUUGGAUAGGCAGUCAGACUUGUUGCUGCUUGGUUUACCUUGGAUGCGUGCGUAUGGCAUUAAAAUCGAUCCGACAACGUUGACACUAUCUAUACCUUCUCAAGAAGCCAAGGAGGAUGUCGUGGUGCAAGGGUAUUCUCGUCAUAAGCCAAAGGAAUAUGAGGAUGGUGAUGCUGUGUCAAAUGGACCUCAAGUAUUUAUGUUGCAAAUGGUCAAGCACGAUACAAGUCAAAACGCUCAUGAGACACCAAGCAAGGUUGUGGCAGCAACAUUGGCACGAGGAAUGAAGGACGAUUGGUACGAAGGCGCUGAUUCAGAAGGUGGCAUGAGUCAAGAGGGGGAGGAGAAAAGAAAAGAGGUGUGUGAAGAGGAGUGUGAAAAAGAGGCGUGUGAGAAAGAAAAAGAGGAGCCAAAAGAGGUGAAGGAGUUGUUGGAGAAAUAUCAAGACUGUUUCGUGGAGCAUGCUGGGUUGGGUCGUGUGAAUGCCGUAUCACAUGAAAUCAAGACAACCACCGACACGCCCAUCAAAAGCAAGCCGUAUCGAUUGACAUGGAGUGAGGAAACUCAGCUGCGAAAGGAGUUGGAUCAUCUUCUGGAGUUGGGGCUGAUUAAGCCGUCUCAAGGCGAAUGGACAUCACCAGUGCUUUUUGUUGCGAAGAAGGAUGGCUCGUUACGGUUGUGUGUUGACUAUCGGCGUCUCAACAAGAUCACUGUCAAGGACCAUUUUCCAUUGCCUUUCAUUGACGAGCUGGUUGAUUCUAUGGGUGGAGCAAGGUAUUUCUCAACAUUGGAUGCUGCAUCAGGCUAUUGGCAGGUACCAAUGCAUGAGAAUUCCAUUCGCAAGACCGGUUUUGUGACGAAGUAUGGGGUGUUUGACUGGUGCGUAUUACCUUUUGGCUUGAGUACGGCGCCAGCGACAUUUCAAAGAUUGAUGACUCGGAUUCUACAACCAUUGUUGGGCAAGUGUGUGCACGUGUUUAUCGAUGAUAUCAUUGUUUAUUCUCGCACGUUGGAUGAACAUGUGGCACAUUUGAAGCAAGUCUUUGAUAUCUGCAAGGAGGCUAAUUUACGAAUCAAGAAGGCCAAAUGCAUGUUUGCAAGUGAUAGCGUUGAGUACCUUGGCCAUCAAAUCACACGUGAAGGAUUGAAGCCUACGGAUCGAAACGUCAAGAAGGUGUUGGACAUGGUGGCACCAAGUAGCAAGGCAGAUGUGCGGUCAUUUUUGGGUAUGGUGGGAUACUAUCGCCGUUUCAUCCCUGAUUUUGCGGACAAGGCACAGCCCAUGCAACAAUUGAUCAAGGCCAAGAGUGAAUUUGUUUGGGGUAUACAGCAAGAAGAAGCAUUCAAGGCACUGAAAAAUGCAUUGAUUCAUCCACCUGUAUUGGCAUACCCGGAUCCCAACAAGGUGCAAAUAUUAACUACGGAUGCCUCUGGAAAAGGUAUUGGUGCUAUUCUUUCGCAGUCGGAUGAUGGAUCUAUGGAAGGAGAACAAGUCAUUGCAUAUGCGUCUCGUGCAUUACGUGGUGCUGAAACACGCUAUGCUACGACUCAUGUUGAAGCACUUGCCAUUGUUACGGGAAUGUACCAUUUCAGGCAUUACUUGCGCGGGCGUAAGUUUGUGCUAUACACGGAUCAUUCGGCGUUGACAUAUAUUUUGAACAAUCCUGCACCAAGCCCGAAAGUGUCAAGAUGGUCGGCGGCAACAAUGGAGUACGACUUUGUGGUGAAGCAUAGGAAGGGGGAAAGCAAUCCGGCAGAUGCGUUAUCGCGGCUGGUGAGGUGA
Molecule: messenger RNA, 3504 nt
Organism: Lichtheimia ornata
Lineage: Eukaryota; Fungi; Mucoromycota; Mucoromycetes; Mucorales; Lichtheimiaceae
Exons: 2
Coding region: 1-3504 (1167 amino acids)
Biological process (GO): proteolysis
Molecular function (GO): nucleic acid binding; zinc ion binding; aspartic-type endopeptidase activity
Source: RefSeq, a predicted model, not a curated record